CGGUAUCCCACAGUAGAACGUAGUCAGCAGACUUCCGAUGGUGACUCUGUGCCAAUUACCCGAUAAAGAUAGGGGCUAGCCCGACGCUUGUAGAGUAGAAGAGUAAAGUAAGCUAUACUAUACUCUUUUCUUCCCAACGGUCCUCUUGGCUUCUCCCCGGAGAGAGAGAGAGGUGCACUGUCACGAUCGAAAAGGGGGGCGAAGUUUUGGUCACGUGAUCAAUGCAUGUGCUCUAAUUGGGAAUUUCAAUCUCUGGCUGGCACACACAGUUACUCGGCUCUCGCUGUCUUCUCUUCGGACACUGAAUGUAUCAAGUGCUGAAGUCGGGAUACACACGACGUAAGUCAAAGUAUGGCGGAGAAUGGGGCGGGGAUUGGACCGAGGGACGCCGCUGUGAUGGAGGCAAUUCUAAAGGAGAUGGGAGUGGAGGACUUUGAACCCAGUGUCAUUCACCAGAUGCUGGAGUUCACAUACAGGUAUAUAACAGGAGUACUGGAGGAUGCCCAGAUAUACAGUGGCCAUGCAGGGAAGAAGGAGCUGGAUGUGUCAGACGUGAGGUUGGCUGUCCAGACACGAGUUGACCACUCCUUCACCACUCCCCCUCCUCGAGAUUUUCUGAUCAAUAUAGCAAGACAGAAGAAUUCCACACCCCUCCCCCUCAUUCCUGAGAAAUUUGGCCCCCGCCUGCCCCCCGAGAGGUACUGCCUCACUGCCAACAACUACAGAAUAAAGGACAGAAAGAAACCACCAUCACUAUCCAAGCCCCAAGUCACCCUGUCGGCCACGUUCCGUCUCCCUCUGAGUAAACAGACCACCACGACAGCGACGUCAGUCGGAGCCUCACUCAAGUCCCAGCUGAGCAGUCCUCUGCUGCAGGCAGCGAGUGCCCCAUCUCCCUCUCUCGCUGCCUCCACACUACCUCUGCUGGGAACCACACAACAUGGCCUCACCGGCUCACAGAUCCUGGUUUCACAAGAGAUGGAGAGAGAGAGAGAGACGGCAGUUAGAGUGCCUCGCCAUCACAACUUGGUAUGACUGUGUAACUGUAGAAACAGUGCUUCAGAGCAUACUGUCAAGUUAUCUCUUUUUAGCGAGCCCAAAAGCUGAGAGGAUGAGUGUUCUCCAUAGCAGCUUACGGGUUUGCUCGUUGCAGCAUGCUUUACAGCGAGGGACCCUCCGAGAUAGGGAUGACCUCUUUACAAAGGGCACAUGUUUCAACCCCAUGCUAAUACUUUGGUGUAUUUUUGACCUCCGAGAUAAGGAUGACCGCUCUACCAGGGACAAACACCAUUGACCCCAUAGUGCCCCUUGUUUGGGGGUUCCACUGUAUCAGAGUGUUGGGAUUUGAACAAACCAUUAAACCAUACAUAGACAGGUUGUAUGUGUGAGCUGUUUCGGUCACCAUGUCUUGCCACAGAGUCUCCAGAGCUCAUCCUCAGGCCUCACUCCCUCCAACAGUAUGCCCGUACUGGGAGGAGGUGGAGGAGGAGGAGGAGGAGGGGGGAAUUCUAGCACCAAUAACAGUAACACCACCUCCACACCUGUUCUCAGUAUGCCCCUUUUGGGCAAGAUGCAAUGAUGACACUGAUUCUGUAAUCACAAGAAUGAUCUGUAAACCUUUUGCAAAAUACUAUUUAGAACACUGUCACAGAAUUAUUAUGGACAAUUCACAAAGAAAGGCUAAAGCACUAUAGCAGGAUCAUUCACACUAUUUAUACCUUUAUCUUUAAAAAAUUGUCCCAGUACAAAGUGAAAAGCACUAAAGUGCAAACCAUCGCGCGAACUGCGCAUGCG
This is a messenger RNA of Geodia barretti, 1794 nucleotides long. The record is from the annotation of a GenBank genome assembly. NCBI's taxonomy places the organism in Eukaryota, Metazoa, Porifera, Demospongiae, Tetractinellida, Geodiidae.